AUGGAAAUCAAUUCGCCACAGCCAGAGCACGCUCAAUUGAGCUGUCCCCGGGUUCAUCCAAAGACGGCCGUUUCCGGCCGUCUUUUGGCUGCGUUGCACCAACAAGUGGUCAAGGCUACAAGCACUGAACACCACAUUUUCGGGGUUUCUACGUCGACUGGAAUCGACGGGGCCUCGGGCUCCAUCGAUGGAGCUCUGCUAGAGCCCGCUAUUACGGAAAACCAGCUAAUCCCAUCGCCACCUUUGUCACCCAAACUCGUUGCCCACGACGUCGACAACGCGUUCGAUGAAGACAGUGUGAAGACAUCAGAGUCCUCAGAGCACCACGAUUCUAUGCUGGUAAGACCGCUGUACGACUCGGAGAUCUCACCCAGGCGGUAUCGGACCGCAAUGCUGGGAUUUCUGGCCCAGUACCGAUGCGUGGACCUUUCCCGCUCCCAUAAACGAAGCUCUGCAAACUCCAACUACAAAACACUGCGCAGAACCCGCAAUUACACUUUGUCAUCCACAGGACAUUUCUCAAAUCACUCUGGGAACUCCGAUUUCGAGCGGUCCUAUCGCACACGGCGGGUCACGGGUGGCCUUGCCAAUGGCGCUGGCCCUCGUGGUCAUCUCGUUGGAACUUUAGAACUGUCUCGCGACCCCACACCGGUCAUUUCAAGGCCCUCUACUCCCACAAGCAGGCAUCGCAAAGCUGCACUGGUAUCAUCGCCAUUAGCCUCUGCUGCCACCGUAAAUGCUCCAAACAUGAACUGGGAACGAUUACCAGACUACAGUCCUUCUGUGUCGCUAUUGCCCAAUAACAACAAAUGCUUGAAAGUUGAGUGGAAGGGCUCGUCCAUGGAUCUAUCAGACGACCCUUUGAGAGAUCGACUACAUCCAGCAGAGUUGCAAUUGGCCCAAAUACUAAGAUUGCCUUGCGACCUAUAUCUGGAUUCCAAACGCAGACUGUUUUUGGAAAAGAUGCAUCGGCUCAAGCAGGGUUUACCUUUCAGAAGAACAGAUGCUCAAAAGGCUUGCAGGAUCGACGUGAACAAGGCGUCACGGCUUUUCGCUGCCUACGAGAAAAUAGGUUGGUUGCAAGACGAUAAAUUUGAGCAGUUUCUAUGA
Molecule: messenger RNA, 1110 nt
Organism: Lachancea meyersii CBS 8951
Lineage: Eukaryota; Fungi; Ascomycota; Saccharomycetes; Saccharomycetales; Saccharomycetaceae
Source: the annotation of a GenBank genome assembly